AGGCGGUUUGUGUGCAUUUUAACGUUGUAUGUGGCAGGAAUAUGGCAUCAAAUGUUGAAUCUUCCAUUCAGAGAUGCUGUGAUUUCAUCCACGAUUUCGUCUGUUCUCCUUGCGAAGAAGACGGACUGAAAACGGAAGCUCACCAUUUCUGUUCACAGUGCACGAAACAUAACUGCGAUAAUUGUGUCCCGGUUCACAACAAACUGUACAAGAGACACGCAGUGCUCGAUCGGAAGGACGUUAAGAAAUGGGCGGCGGUACCAGGGACGGUGGAUGUCCUUGAGAGAUGCGAGAGGCACCCCGGGGAGGCGCUGAAGCUGGUCUCUGGUGACCAUGACCAGCUGUGUUGUCAUUUGUGCGUUGCCGUGGAUCAUAGGAAAAUUGUCCAUCAACCAUGUAGGGGAAAGGCCUGAUCAGUCCAUGAAAUCAUCAGGACAUUAAACCAGUCAAUAUAUUACCACUGAGCAUGCAACCCUGCUGUCAGUCAGUGCGAAUAUGUUGUCCUAAUCUAACUAAGAAGUUACGCUUUUGUGGAGGUUGAGAGUCUUUACUUAGUUUGCAACUGAACAAAUUUUAAUUAAAUGUGUUUUUUUUUUUAAACCUAUUUAAAAUCUAUAAUAAUCACAUUAUUAUAUAUAAAUGAUUUGCAUCAACAUUUGUCUUGUGAUAAUAUUGCAAUAUCUAAUAAGUAUUGUUUAUAAUGAAGAGUAAAUUACUUUGUCUAACUUCGAUCUAUACAUAUUUGUACAAGGUAUGUUGUUAUAUUAACUUGUUAUAUGCAAAUGUAAAUCCAUUUUCUAACUGUUUGUUUUGAAUAUAAUUCACAUGCUCAUAUUCAUAUGAAGUAUUUCAUUGUUCAAAUGUACAUAUUAAUCUACAUAAUUAUAGUUUUGUUUUUAUCAAUGUAUAAUCAAUGCAUAAAUAGUAUUAUAUGUAUUAAACACUUAACAUUUGUGGUGAUGUACCGUGGUUUUGAGUGUUAAAAUCUU
This is a messenger RNA of Mya arenaria, 989 nucleotides long. RefSeq names its product tripartite motif-containing protein 66-like. Gene Ontology annotation, molecular function: zinc ion binding. The transcript is spliced from 2 exons. Lineage: Eukaryota; Metazoa; Mollusca; Bivalvia; Myida; Myidae. The record is from RefSeq and is a predicted model, not a curated record. The coding region runs from base 42 to 413 and encodes 123 amino acids.